Messenger RNA from Panicum hallii, 1543 nucleotides. Its product is annotated as ninja-family protein 6. Bases 383 to 1324 code for a protein of 313 amino acids. The record is from RefSeq and is a predicted model, not a curated record. Gene Ontology annotation, cellular component: nucleus. Gene Ontology annotation, biological process: negative regulation of DNA-templated transcription; signal transduction. Lineage: Eukaryota; Viridiplantae; Streptophyta; Magnoliopsida; Poales; Poaceae. The transcript has 2 exons.
CCAGAGAGAGAGAGAGAGAGAGAGAGAGAUCUGAUUGCUUCCCCGGCGCGCUCUUAUCUCCUCUCGCCCCCCACCUCGCUUUCCAAUCCGCUGCUGUCACCAUAUCUUCUCCUCCCGAUUCUCUUGGGGGCAGGAGGGCGGCCGGGGCGGGGGGCUAGCUAGCGCGUCCGCCUAUCCGUUCGGCUCGCUGUUCCUCGGUGCCGGCGCCUCGGGAGAUUCGGCGGCAUGUGUCGCGGUUGCUAGCAGCAACCGAUCGGGGCUGAGCUCACCGCGGUGGUCCCGGGAUUCGGCAUGGAUUCCUGAUCGAUCGUGCAGGAGCUUGUUGCUUCAUUGCCUGCCUGGGAAGCAGCCGCGCGCAUCCGGCGAAGCUAGCGUGCGGGGGAUGGCGUCCAGGGACUUCCUGGGCGCCUUCGGCGGGGGAGCUGGCCGCGCCGGGAGCGAGGGGGCGCGGCCCCACCCGGAGGAUGCGGCAUGCGGCGCGGGCGCGGGCGAGUCGGACGACAUCGAGCUCAGCCUCGGCCUCUCCCUCGGAGGUCGCUUCGGCACCGAGGCCAAGCGCCCGCGCCUCGCGCGCUCCUCCUCCAUCGCCUCCGUCUGCUCCGUCUCCUCCCUCGACGGGGACGCCGACCCAUCCCCGGCCGCGCCGCUGCCGCUGCUGCGCACCAGCUCGCUGCCCACCGAGACCGAGGAGGAGCGCUGGCGCCGCCGCGAGAUGCAGAGCCGACGCCGCCUCGAGGCGCGACGGAAGCGCGUCGAGCGCCGGAACUCCAUGGGCUCCUCUUUCCUGCCCUCGGCGCCGCCCAAGCCCGCCGGCGAGGCGCCGCCCGCCGCCAACGGCGUGCAGCUCAGGAGGUCCGUCGGCUCGCAGGGGAGCACCUCUGUCAGCACCACGGAGCAAGGUAUUGGUGGUAGCGCAGUUUGCCAGUCCACAGAUGCAAAGAGUCCAUCAACCUCGGAUAAUACAAAUCAAAAUAACAUGCUUCCUCCUCCAACCAAAGCGGCUGAGAAGCCACAAAAUGGCACUUCCACAGAGCAACCUCGGCUGCGGACGCUUGGGUCCCUGACAACGAGAACGAGCAGCUGCAGUGAUAUCAGGAAGAUCAUGAUGGAGGACAUGCCAAUGGUCUCAUCCAAGGUGGAAGGUCCUAAUGCCAGGAGGAUCGAUGGCUUCCUGUACAGGUACAAGAAAGGCGAGGAUGUGAGGAUAGUCUGCGUCUGCCAUGGUAGCUUCCUCACUCCUGCAGAGUUUGUGAAGCACGCUGGCGGCGGUGAUGUAUGCAACCCGCUAAGGCAUAUCGUGGUCAACCCAUCGCCGUUCUCAUGAAAAGAGGGUUACCCUGCUGUUGGUACCUAUUGUUCUGCAACAUGUAGGCUUCCUGUUUGAGUUAAACGGCAAGUCUCUGUAUUUGACAUAAAUUGAGAGAAUGACAGCAAAUUCAAGAGAUACAUCAUCUGCAAAAGUUAGGCUUGUUUACAAAUUGAAGAUGAUUUAGCUGUUGCUACAGGACAUAAGUCUGGUGCUUGGGAGGACUUUCCUUGCAUA